This is a messenger RNA of Dryobates pubescens (Downy woodpecker), 1118 nucleotides long. RefSeq names its product Yip1 interacting factor homolog B, membrane trafficking protein (gene YIF1B). The annotation marks the transcript as partial. The transcript is spliced from 8 exons. Lineage: Eukaryota; Metazoa; Chordata; Aves; Piciformes; Picidae. Gene Ontology annotation, biological process: endoplasmic reticulum to Golgi vesicle-mediated transport. The record is from RefSeq and is a predicted model, not a curated record. Gene Ontology annotation, cellular component: COPII-coated ER to Golgi transport vesicle; endoplasmic reticulum membrane; Golgi membrane.
CGACGUCGCCGCCGCCCUCUUGCCGCGCAGGCGCCUCACUUCCGGUCACGUGGCGGCCGCGCUGCAUCCCGCCAACCACUUCCGGCGCCGGCAGCCAAUCAGCGCCCGGCCCCGCGCCGGAAGCGGCAGCGGCGGCGGCGGUCGGGAUGCAGCUGGACGGAGCUCCGCGGCACCCCCUGCAGCCCCCAAGCGCCGGCUCCCGGCGGCUCCUCGCAUGGCCGACCCCCACCCCCUCUUCGACGACACCAGCGCGGGGGGCGGCGCCCACCGGGGCUACGGGGCUCCUCCCCCCCCCGCCCCCGCCCCCUCUGCCUCCUCCUCCUCCUCCUCCUCCCUCCUCUACCCUCCCCCCGCCGCCUUCCUCAGCCAGCCGGUGUCCAGCCUGGCCGCGGCGUACGGCAGCAGCCUGGCCAGCCAGGGCCGCGAGGUGGUGGAUCGCAACCUGGAUCGCUUCAUCCCCGUGGGGAGGCUCAAGUACUACUUCGCCGUGGACACCGCCUACGUGGGCAGGAAGCUGGGGCUGCUGGUGUUCCCCUUCCUGCACCAGGACUGGCAGGUUCGUUACCAGCAGGACUCUCCGGUCGCGCCUCGCUUCGACGUCAACGCUCCUGACCUCUACAUCCCCGCCAUGGCCUUCCUCACCUACAUCCUGGUGGCCGGCCUGGCCUUGGGCACCCAGGACAGGUUCUCCCCAGACAGCCUGGGGCUGCAGGCCAGCUCGGCCCUGGCCUGGCUGCUGCUGGAGGUCCUGGCCCUGCUGCUGGCUCUCUACCUGCUGGCCAUCGGCACUGAGCUGGGCACCCUCGACCUGCUGGCCCUGGCUGGCUACAAAUACGUGGGGAUGAUCCUGGGGCUCCUGGCUGGGCUGCUCCUGGGCCGCAGCGGCUACCACGUGGUGCUGAGCUGGUGCUGUCUCAGCCUCUUCGUCUUCAUGCUGCGGAGCCUGCGGCUGAAGCUGCUGCCGGAGGCGGCGGCCGAGGGGGCGGCGCCACGGGGGGGGCGGAGCCAGCUGCGGAUGUACCUCACGGCCGCCAUGGCUGCGGCCCAGCCCCUGCUGAUGUACUGCCUGACCUACGGCCUGGCGCCCUGAGCGCCCCCCGGUGGCGGCCUCCGGAAUC